Molecule: messenger RNA, 123 nt
Organism: Funneliformis mosseae
Lineage: Eukaryota; Fungi; Glomeromycota; Glomeromycetes; Glomerales; Glomeraceae
Source: the annotation of a GenBank genome assembly
AUAAGAAUUAUGAUAUAUCAUCGAGAACAUAUGGCUAAUUUCCAUAAAGUAGUGCGUUCGCCAAGUGAUAACCCACCAAAUGCUUCACCACAAAAGAAGAGAAACAAUGAUGGUCGUCUCUGA